GUCGGGACUCGGGCCUCGCAGUUCGGCCGACCGAGCGUGCUUCAGAAGCAAUCACGUGAAUCGACUGCUGCUCACCCGAAACUCGAUGACCUAAUCCUUGCGGAACUGGAUCUGCUUUUCGGGGCGACAUUUGGCGAUGGCCUUCGCUUUUCUAGGACAUUCGGCGACUCCGGGACCGAAUCGAACACACGGCUGGAGGAUCGCGGAGCAGACAUUCCUGUUUUCGGUUGAGAGAUGCAAACGAGAACCUCACUGCUCGGCCCGACGGAUGGGAUGCUCUCGUUGGUCGAUGCAAAAAUCUCGAGGCAGACAGGCAUGAGACAAGCGGAGGGAUCUGAAUAUAGAAAAAGGAGGUCUCUUUUCUGCCUCUUGUUCUUUCUCGUUGUUGGUAAAGACGGAUCACGCGCGCAGUGCAGAGCGAUUAUCCUCGUCAAGUGGCCUGCGGUCGUCAUCCCCGGACGCUCGCUUCGUCCCGCCGAAGGCCCGUUCCACUUGCCAGCCAUCGACGCUACGCUCUCGCAUCGCAUCGCAUAGUAUGCACAUGAAAGGGCUGAUUUCGAAGGGCUCCAGACUUGCGCGCACGAAGAAGAAUAGAAUGGCCAAAAGUGCUGGCCCGCGGAAUCAGAAUCGACAGAUUUCCCGUGGCCUUCUGACCGAAUUUUCAGCCUGACACCAGACCAGUCGCAGGGCCUAAAAAUACCGAAAGCAGAGCUCAGAUAGAUAUCCCAGGAGUUUCGCGAUCGCCUUCGCUACCGCAAUCCUCGUCAACCGUCAGACGCACGCACGAUCUCCAUCGUCCGUCCAGAAUCGCGGCUAUCGAAUCCGCGAUUCAAAUCGCGAGAGUUCAUCAAGCGCAGUCGGUGCUGUGACGAGCCCUUCCCUUCCUUUCAGCUCCAAUUCAGACUUUGUGACUGACUGGCCUAACUCUGGUUAAACUCACGAGGCUUGCUUCAGGUUCGAGGUCAAGUUACUUUCGUGGGUGCAUGACCCAAAUGUCCAGGAUCUGAGUUUGUAUCACUGGAAAAGAAUAUCAUGCAAACACAGGGCUUUAUCAUUUUUUUAUUCCUUAUAAUUUCCCAGUAUCUCUAAUCUAACUGUCAUGUAUUAUUUUCUGAUCAAUAAUGGACUCUGAAAAAAAGCUGC
This is a messenger RNA of Marchantia polymorpha subsp. ruderalis, 1143 nucleotides long. The record is from the annotation of a GenBank genome assembly. NCBI's taxonomy places the organism in Eukaryota, Viridiplantae, Streptophyta, Marchantiopsida, Marchantiales, Marchantiaceae.